GGGGGGGACGCGGGGGGGAAUGCUAGCAACACAUGUGUCACAGAAGCGGUGUAUAAGAACCAGGUAUCACUGACCACGAGAGACCAGGGAUUUCCUUGGUCAAAGACUAAUUUAUAGGAGUCUAACUACUUACUACUUUAAGUACUUAGAUUACCCAGCCGAUACCAAAGCAUUGUCUAGCUACAUUGUAGUACAUACUUUAGUCCAUAAGGUCAGUUUUAGGACACCUAAACUUUUCCUCGACGCUAUCAAUUACAUUUCAAGAAGACAAAAAGUUCCAAUCAUGGCCCCCUCGCUCGCACAGGCCUACGGGAGGCGCUGGUGGAUGGCGGUGACGGCGGUGCUGGAGAACCUGCUGUGUUCGGCCGUGCUGCUGGGCUGGGGCUCCCUGCUCAUCAUGCUGAAGAGGGAGGGCUUCUACUCGCACCUCUGCUUAGAGGAAAACGACACCGUUGUCGCUAAUGGGACCGUGUUGAAUACGGAGGAUUGGCUCAGCUGCGUGGAACAGGAAGAGAUGCUGAAUCUGGGCUUUACCAUUGGCUCCUUCCUCCUCAGCGCCGCCACCCUGCCCCUCGGCAUCCUCAUGGACAAGUACGGGCCGCGCCCCCUGCGUCUCCUCGGCAGCUUCUGUUUUGGUCUCUCCUGUGCUAUUAUGUCACUGUCCUCCUAUGACCCCAGUGUCUUCUCCGCUCUCAUCUUCCUCGCUCUCUCCUUCAACGGCUUCGGAGGGAUCUGCCUGACCUUCACGUCCCUCACGCUGCCCAACAUGUUUGGCAGUCUGAGCUCCACCAUCAUGUCUCUGAUGAUUGGCUCCUACGCCUCCUCCGCCGUCACCUUCCCUGGAGUCAAGCUGAUCUAUGACGCGGGCGUGUCGUUCCAAGUGAUCAUGUGGGUGUGGACGGGGCUAGCCGGCUUGGUGUUCAUCAACUGCUUCCUGAACUGGCCCGUGGAGGGCUUCCCCACACCCGACGAGGUCGACUACAGGAAGCAGUUCUCCCUGCCUGCCGGGGCUGCCGGAGAGGGGGAGGCGGUCGGGGAGAAGCUCAGCCAGAAGAACGGAGACGUCAGGCAUUCCUUGGAGAAACUCCCCGAAGCGUCAGACGCACAGAACGCCGUCUCAUUCCGCAGCUCUGUCUUCUCGCCCAUAUUCCUGUGGAGUCUGAUCACCAUGGGGAUGUCCCAGCUGCGCAUCAUCUUCUUUAUGGGCGCCAUGAACAAGAUGCUGGAGUUCCAGGUCACCCACGGCGACCCCCACCCCUCCGAGGUCAUCGCCCAUGAAGCACAGAAGAAAGUGGAUUUCUACUCGUCCAUCUUUGGCACCCUGCAGCUGCUCUGUCUGGUCACCUGCCCUCUGAUUGGCUACAUCAUGGACUGGAAGAUGAAGGAGUGCAAGGAGGAAAAGAACGGCGUGACGGAGAAGAAGCAGCCGCUGAGAGACGCCAAGAUCCAGAAGCUGACCAACGCCAUGAGGGCUUUCGUCCUCACCAACCUGCUGCUGCUGAUCUUUGGCAUACUCUGCCUCAUAGACAACCUGCCCCUACAGAUCCUGACGUUCAUCCUGCACACCAUGGUCAGGGGCUUCAUCCACUCCUGCUGUGGAGGCCUGUACGCUGCUGUGUAUCCCUCCAACCACUUUGGGACUCUGACGGGGCUCCAGUCGAUGAUCAGCGCUCUGUUUGCUCUGCUGCAGCAGCCCCUCUUCAUCCUCAUGGUGGGAACACUGAACGGGGACGCCUACUGGAUUAACCUAGGGAUGCUCAUCUUCUCAUUGGCUGGCUUCCUGUUGCCUGGAUACCUGUUCUACCAUCGCAGAUGCCUGAUAAAGCAAAAGGUGGCCCGAGAUGAGCAAACCAUUGGCCAAGAGAGAGAGGCUCUAAACCACUCAGAGACCAACGGCUACAAACACCAUGGCAACGGACACAGCAUCCAGGAAUCUUAGGGCCGGACUUCCAGAGAAAGGCCUCACUGAGGAUUGUGGGAAGUGUGGUUUCCUCAAGUACCACACAGUUGCUUGCUAAAGCAAUUCCGUCAGCAUUCAUGUUUUCUUAUAUUUCAAGAAUGAAGUUAGCGUAGGCUAAUUGUAGUGUCUGGUUUUGCUGACUAUCAGUUAAGCGAUAUACUUUCAGGUUAAUUUCAGGUCAUUCUUGAAAUUGGUGAUUUGCUCAGAGGUGCAUUCAAAAGAAAUUGUGUCCUAGAUUUGCUGUUAUUAAAUUAUAUUUAUUCAGGCAAUUUUCUUAUUUUUUAAGAAGAAAAAUCGAAAUGUCUUGUUCAAAUGAAGAAGCCUCGAAUGUAACUCUGCUGCAGAUGCCUGCACACGUUGUAUGACCAGUGUCAGCCAUAGUUCCUUUGACACUUGAAAUACUGUAUCAGCACAUUACUUCUGCUAUGAACACUCAAUCCGUGCUAACACCAAAGAUUAAUUAUACUCUAGUAUUUGUAAUAUAACCUAGAAAUCAUACCAAAAUACCAAAUAUUAUGUCCCAUAAUAUUUCAAUUUUUACAGAUGAUCUCAUACAUCCACAUCCUCCAGAUUGAGAGGUGGCCCAAGGCAUGCUCGUGAUCUGGAGUGCAGACAGUUACACAUGGUGCACCCAAGUUGACAGCUGGUAGAGACAAGAGACACAACUACCUCUAGAAAUCACUCUUUACAAUCAGCACCCGUACUCUAAUUAAAAAUAAAAGAAAAUUGUGAUUGAUGACAGGCAAGCUUUAAGACUGAAAGUUUGAACUACAUGAAUCACUUCAGAUUUACGCACAGGAACACUUGUUAAAAUGUAUUUUUUACGUUUUAUCUGCUUAUGUGUGUUAAAAAGGGAUUUACUGUAUUUUUUUAGCAAAUGUAUUAUUCUUUUUAGCGUCAUGAUUAAUAAUUGUAAUUUGAUGUGUGUUCUGCUUAUUUGAGCCAUGUGAGCCAAACUGGGCAGGUUUUUGUAAAUAGAUAUAUAAGGUUUCUUUCUCAUUUAUUCUGGUAUUUUACUGUACAUAUUUUACCAAUGGAAUGUUAUACAACACAACUGUCUGAAACUAAACUUGGGGCCCUGUUAUCGAAGUACCAAAUAGUUAAGUAUCCAGGAUAAGACAUUUUUUUUUAGAAUUGCAAUAUGCAUUUUUUGCCUUGUGUGAAACUAGAUAUAUUUGAGAUACAUCUCACCAUAUGCAAUAUGAUACCAUCGGGUACACGUCAUUUAUAUGCAAUUAUUAAUGCUAGUUGAGGGCAGUGACUGAACAUGGGAGUUUUAUUGGUGUGAUCUCCACACCGUUACCUGAAAUCACUCCAACACAUUGGAUUGAAUGUACAUAAAAACACAACUGCCACUUUUCUAGGGGUUAUACAUGUUUGGUCUUCACUGCAACAUGCAGAAGAGGGUUUGGUCUGUACUGCAACAUGCAGAACAGGGUUUGGUUCACAGUCCUCUCUCAGUCUGCAGCAAACUACAAUCACUUGGAUUUCAAGUGCUGAACUCAAACCAGUAAAUGAUCCUGUUUAUCUGAUUUUAUAAACCUUUGUUUAUUUCACUUGCAGUUUCUGCUUGUAGAACAUCAACUGACUUGUACUAUUUUCCUCAUGGGAAUGUAAGUUUGCCAUUUCAUGUAACCUAUUGUAUUCAACGAGUGUCAGGGGGGAAAUGUCAGCCUUCCUCGUCAUUCGAAGUCUAUUGCUUGUGCAUACCGUUUCAAUUAAUAAACAAUGUAGAUAAUAA
Molecule: messenger RNA, 3701 nt
Organism: Hypomesus transpacificus
Lineage: Eukaryota; Metazoa; Chordata; Actinopteri; Osmeriformes; Osmeridae
Gene: slc43a1a
Product: solute carrier family 43 member 1a
Exons: 15
Coding region: 284-1939 (551 amino acids)
Biological process (GO): transmembrane transport; neutral amino acid transport
Molecular function (GO): L-amino acid transmembrane transporter activity; neutral L-amino acid transmembrane transporter activity
Source: RefSeq, a predicted model, not a curated record